CGCCGGCCGAGCCACUUCCACGCUUCUCCGAGAAACCACACCCCAGGACGGACCCCCGCGCCGCCGCCGCCGCCAUGGACGGUGCCGCCGCAGCACGCCGCCUCCGCGCCUUCAAGCGGUGGAUGCGCGCGCGCGGCGUCGUCUGCAGCGACGUGCUCCGCCUCGACGCCACCGAUCCCCUCGGCGUCCACGUGCGCGCCGCCGCGCCGCUCCGCGAGGGCGACCUGGUCGCCACCAUCCCGCGCGGAGCGUGCCUCACGCCGCGCACCACCGGCGCCGCGGGGGCGAUCGAGGCCGCCGAGCUCGGCGGGUGCCUCGCGCUCGCCGUCGCCAUCAUGUACGAGCGCGCGCGCGGCGCCGACUCGCCGUGGGACGCCUAUCUCCAACUGCUCCCCGACCGCGAGUCCGUGCCGCUCGUGUGGCCCGCGGACGAGGCAGAGCGCCUGCUCGCGGGCACCGAGCUAGACAAGAUAGUGAAGCAGGACAGGGAAUUCCUUUGUGAGGACUGGAAAGAAUGCAUUGAGCCCCUGAUAUCUUCUGGAGAGCUGAACGUUCGCCCAGAUGAUUUUAGCGUGGACAAAUAUUUCUCUGCAAAGACUCUUGUUUCUUCAAGGUCCUUCCAGAUAGACAGCUAUCAUGGAUUUGGAAUGGUUCCAUUGGCUGACCUUUUCAAUCACAAGACUGAUGGUGAACAUGUACACUUCACGUCUGCAUCAGAUGACUCAGACUCAGACAGUGAAGAUCAUGAUGAACAAAGUGAUGCUUCUGCUGAUGACCAGUCGACUAUAGAAAACCCGACGAGCAGUCCUUCAGGCUCAAGAGUUGGCGACGAAGAUUUGGAAAUGAUUGUUGUAAGAGAUGCUGAUGAAGGCGAGGAGGUGUACAAUACAUAUGGUACAAUGGGGAAUGCUGCUUUGCUUCAUAGAUAUGGUUUCACAGAACUUGACAAUCAAUAUGACAUUGUCAACAUUGACUUAGCAAUGGUCACUAAGUGGUGCACAUCCAUAUUCUCUGGUCGGCAUGUAAGAGCAAGGGUAUCACUAUGGCGUAAUCUGGGUUAUUCUGGUUGUACUAGCCAGGAUGCUGAGUACUUUGAGAUUUCAUAUGAUGGAGAGCCCCAGCUUGAACUUUUAAUCCUCCUUUAUAUCAUCACUUUGAAACCUGAUGUUUAUGACAAGUUGAUCAGUGCGGCUCAUGAUUUAGUUGGCGAUGAAGAGCAUGAUACUAUUCGUAACGUGGCUAAGUUUGUCAAAGUAACAAACUCCAACCAAUGUUCUGAACUUAAUGGGCUUGAGGAACUGCCUGACGUGAAGAGAUUACUGCAUAGUGAGAGCAUUUGUUCUGCACUUAUAUCACUUGCUGACAUGAGGGAGACUCUCUAUGGCUCAAACACUUUGAAAGACGACGAGGAAAAGCUGCGAGCAUGCUGCAUUGUCAGAGAAAGGAAGCUGUAUCAUUCUCUGGUGCUGCGGGUUAGUGAGAGAAGAAUACUUUAUAGAUUGCGAAAAUAUGCCUCUAGCAGGUCAAAGACCAAGAAGAGGAAGCAUCCCUAGUGUUUGAAGACAGUGUACUCACCUGGCGAAGUUUGAAUCUGGGUCAAUCCAGCUGUUUGUAAUCACUGUGUUCGGCUGGUGGUUCCAGCUCCAGCUCUACAGUGUUUCCCUCUCACAUCCCUCCAGCUCCAGCCUCCAGCCACCAGCCAGGUAACAGUGUUUUUCUUUCACACCACUCCAGCUCCAGCCUCCAGCUCCAGCCUGCCGAACAGGGUGAAUGUUUGCAUUUUGCGAUUACCAAGCAGAUGAAAAUUUUGUUCAGUUAAGAUAUGACAGAUUAGUUUGUGAGGUUGUUAGAAACUUAGAAUUGCAGGAACAUUCGAAUGAGCCAUUUCAGGCUUCUACUGUUGUAGCAUGCAAUCCUUUAUCUCUUUCUACUAUUCUUUCCUUGUAGUGGAGUAAACAUAAGGUAUGCACCGUGUUCUUUGGAAGAUUAGAUGCUUGUGGCUUGUGCGUGCAUUGUGUUCUUUGGAAGAUUAAAUGCUUGUGGCUUGUGA
Molecule: messenger RNA, 2050 nt
Organism: Panicum virgatum (switchgrass)
Lineage: Eukaryota; Viridiplantae; Streptophyta; Magnoliopsida; Poales; Poaceae
Product: ribosomal lysine N-methyltransferase 3-like
Exons: 6
Coding region: 75-1553 (492 amino acids)
Biological process (GO): peptidyl-lysine monomethylation
Cellular component (GO): nucleus
Molecular function (GO): protein-lysine N-methyltransferase activity
Source: RefSeq, a predicted model, not a curated record